Messenger RNA from Orbicella faveolata, 2161 nucleotides. Its product is annotated as lysosomal aspartic protease-like. The record is from RefSeq and is a predicted model, not a curated record. Gene Ontology annotation, biological process: proteolysis. Lineage: Eukaryota; Metazoa; Cnidaria; Anthozoa; Scleractinia; Merulinidae. Gene Ontology annotation, molecular function: aspartic-type endopeptidase activity.
AUGCUAGGUAUGGAGAAAGAAGUAGUGCUUCACUAUUCUUGCAGGGUCCCAUUGACAAAAUUUCAAUCAAUCCGAGAUACUCUUCGUGAGGUUGGAAUUACACAGAAGGGUCUGUUGGAGAAAGCACAGCAAAGGAACUACAAAUACACAACACAGUACGGUGACCCUGAACCACUGUCAAACUAUCUUGAUGCACAGUACUAUGGAAGCAUAGAUAUUGGCACUCCAGGACAGCCAUUCAAAGUUGUGUUUGAUACCGGCUCCUCUAAUUUGUGGGUCCCUUCCAAGAAGUGUCCUUGGUCUGACAUUGCUUGUUUGUUGCACAACAAGUAUGACAGUACCAAGUCAUCCACAUACGAGAAAAACGGAACUGACUUUGAAAUCCGAUAUGGUAGUGGAAGCAUGAAGGGGUUCUUGAGCACAGAUAAUGUGGAGAUUGCUGGCUUGACUGUGAAACACCAAACAUUUGCCGAGGCAAUGAGUGAACCAGGGGUAGCAUUUGUUGCUGCCAGAUUUGAUGGAAUCCUCGGUAUGGGAUACGAUACAAUUUCAGUGGAUGGCGUGGUACCAGUAUUUUACAACAUGGUCCAAGAAAAACUUGUAGAGAAACCUGUUUUCUCCUUUUAUCUGAACAGGGACGCAUCUGGCUCCCCUGGAGGUGAACUGAUCUUUGGUGGCACUGAUCCCAAAUACUACACUGGUGACUUCACUUAUGUUCCUGUGUCUAAGAAGGGUUACUGGCAGUUUAAGAUGGAUGGCGUGGCGAUGAAUGGCACUACUAGCUUUUGUCAAGGCGGUUGCCAGGCCAUUGCUGACACUGGUACAUCACUCAUUGGUGGGCCUACAGCUGAAAUUAAGAAGUUGAAUGCCAUGAUUGGUGCAACUCCUCUUGUUGGUGGUGAGUACAUAAUUGACUGCAGCAAAAUUGACUCUCUCCCUGCAAUCGACUUUAUCCUUGCUGGAAAGAAGUUCACGCUGACUGGAAAGGACUAUGUUCUCAAGGUGACGGUGAUGGGACAGACUGAAUGCCUUAGCGGAUUUCUGGGUAUUGACAUUCCUGCUCCUGCUGGUCCGCUGUGGAUUCUGGGAGAUGUAUUCAUUGGCCCAUAUUACACUGUGUUCGACAUGGAAAACAAUCGUGUGGGUUUUGCCAAGACUGCUUAAGCCAUCAUAGAGGACCGUGUGGAGCAGGCUGUUACUAAAUUUUUAAGUGACAUGUGAAAGGACUACUGUAACUUGACAUUUUGAAACACUAAACUUGUUUAACUGUGGGGGACGGGGGGACAGGGGGUGUGUACUUCAUGUUUCCUGUAUCCAUUACUAUCUGUUGCUACCUCUUACUGAGUGGUGCUUACAUCUUUGGUACACUUUUUUUGCAAAAUAUUAUCAAGUGUUGAAACACUUUUCAGUCGCACUUGGUGAGACACAGUAGCCUCAUGGUUAGUGCUCUCACUUUCGGAUUGAGCAGUCCGAGUUCGAGCCCUGACCAGGGACAUUGUGUUGUGUUCUUGGGCAAGACACUUAACUCUCACAUAGCCUCUCUCCACCGGAUAGCAGUGAAUUUAAGGCUGGGAGGUAACCCUGCGAUGGACUAGCAUCCCAUCCAGGGGAGAAUAGAUAUACUCCUAGUUGCUUCAUGCUACGGAAACCAGAGAUAGGCACCAACCUGAUUGGCUACUUGCCCCUUAUGCGGAUUUAAGCUACUUAGCAAAUUCUCCUCUCACUUCAGGACUGCUGAUUCCCCCCCUCCCUUAACCCCCAAGGUACUGUCCCCCUGUCCCACCCUACUGAAACUAAACUAAAUUCUUGCAGGAAAAUUGGCAAAUUUCAAAGUCAUUUGUGGCCAUGUAGUCAGGACUUUUGUUUGUUUUUUGUUUAUUAACUUAAAAUAAAAAAAAGAGGAUCAUGUAGAGCCAUGUAUAACUGCGUUAUUUGCCUUUCAAGCUGGGACUGAUGUUUUGAAACCAAGAAAAAGUAUACCCAACUUUUCUGAGUAGAAGUAGUGUAUGAGAAGUUUGAAAAUAUUCAGAACAAUGUCUAGAAUAGAUAGGGGCAUGAUUUUUAACAGCAAUGUUGCACUAGAGGCAUUAGAUAAGUUGCUUUUAUUGCUUUUAUUUCAUUUGGUAUUGUUUCAUAAUUAAAUGAUUUACACUUGAUGUGA